UUCCUCUCAUCCUCCAGGGCAUCGUCGCUCUGCUCCACCAGCCCCAGCGGCCGUUACUCCCCCCUUGCCGGCGCCACCAUGGGGACAUUACUAGCUAUAGUGCUGGUACUGGUAGUUCUGUGCCUGGCCGUCCCCGCGUCCACCGUGGCCACCGGCAGCUGCAACGAUCUCACCGCCGGGUUCGUGAAGGUGCAGCUCCCGGAGAGCGACUUCGUCGUGCAGAGCCCCUACGACUUGCCAGUGGAGCAGCGCUACCGCUACGACGCCUGCACCGGCGUGCGCACCUUCUGGGUUUACGCCGGCGACAAGCCCUUCAACAACGCCACCACCACCAACCCCCGAACCGAAGUCAGGCUCCGAGGCCAUGACUACUCUUCCGGGGUGUGGCAGUUCGAGGGCUACUGCUACGUGCCGUCGGGUACCUCGGGCGCGUCGGUGAUGCAGAUCCACAACGAGAACGCCGGCGCGGCGCACGCCACGACGCUGAUGCUGCACGUGUACAACGGCACGCUGCGGCACUACAGCGGGGAGGCCGUGGAGGACUGCAUCUACGACCGGUGGUUCCGGCUCAACGUCGUGCACGACGUCGGCGCGUCGACGGUGGCCGUGUACGUCGACGGCGGCGCGCCGAGGCUGGCCGUGGCCGUGGCGCCGAGCGCGUCGCACUACUUCAAGUUCGGGGUGUACGUGCAGCACCACGACGUGUCGCCGCGCGUGGAGUCGCGCUGGAGGAACGUCACCGUCUACACCAAGCCCUACUGAUAACACGCCAGAUAUGGUUACUCGUGGAUCUUCUUCCACACUCGAUGGCUUUCAUGUUUGCCGGCUUCGUCUUUUGGCAAACUUGGAAGGAUGCUGAAGCUGUAAAAUGCAUGCUUCCCUUCCCUCGACCUCAAGCACCUACUUGGGGUCAACGAAAGCCCACCGGAUCAAAACACAGAGAGAGGAAAGUGCCCGUGCAUGCCCAAGAGAAAGUAGAUGAUGCAGGCGUAUGUGUUUGUGUUAAAUUGUGUGUGAUGCUAAAAAAAAGUUAAACUGUGUGUGCAUGCCGUAGUGGAUGGCACGAAUGAACUUAUAUAUUUGGAAUAUUCAGAAAACUAAUAUAGCUUCCUCUG
This is a messenger RNA of Setaria italica (foxtail millet), 1115 nucleotides long. Its product is annotated as citrate-binding protein. NCBI's taxonomy places the organism in Eukaryota, Viridiplantae, Streptophyta, Magnoliopsida, Poales, Poaceae. The transcript has 2 exons. The record is from RefSeq and is a predicted model, not a curated record. Bases 79 to 762 code for a protein of 227 amino acids.